Fusarium coffeatum is the source of this 1215-nucleotide messenger RNA. RefSeq lists its product as uncharacterized. The transcript is spliced from 5 exons. Gene Ontology annotation, biological process: protein N-linked glycosylation; cell wall mannoprotein biosynthetic process. The record is from RefSeq and is a predicted model, not a curated record. Gene Ontology annotation, molecular function: alpha-1,6-mannosyltransferase activity. Gene Ontology annotation, cellular component: mannan polymerase complex. The coding region runs from base 1 to 1215 and encodes 404 amino acids. NCBI's taxonomy places the organism in Eukaryota, Fungi, Ascomycota, Sordariomycetes, Hypocreales, Nectriaceae.
AUGCUUCUUUCCAAUGGUGGGCUCAACUGGAAGGCUGCAAGGGCACAGAUGCCCCAGAGCAGAGUGUUGCGCAACAACAUGACACGGUCUCGGUUGCUUCUCCUUCUGGGUUUGACUGGCAUCGUGAUGCUAUUAUACCGUAGUCUUCGAGCAGCACCUCCUGGACCACAGAAUGUUCGAUGCUGGGGCCCAAAUAAGUCACCCAUGGAAAUGACACCAAACGAACAUGCCUUGUGGAAUGCGCAUAUGCAAACACCGGUCCUUUUCAACCACCACAAGCCUCUUAAAGUUGAAUCUCCCUCAAUUCAACACGUCGAUUUGAACCCGAUCACUUCAAGCCCCCAAGCUAUCAUCCGGAACGAACGAAUCUUGAUUCUAACGCCACUGAAAGACGCCGCUCCCUUUUUGAAGAAUUACUUUAAGCUUAUCGCUGAGCUUACAUAUCCACAUCGCCUGAUCGAUCUUGCGUUUUUAGUAUCCGAUUCAAAGGAUGACACACUUGCCGUACUUGCUUCCGAAUUGGAUCACUUGCAGAAGCGAAAAGACGGGGUUCCGUUCAACAGCAUCACUAUUGUCGAGAAGAAUUUCCAUUUCCAUCUUAGCCAAGAUGCGAAGCAGAGACAUGGCUUUGAAGUACAAGCGCCGCGUCGUAGAGCUAUGGCUAAAGCGAGAAACUACCUGCUGGCCACAGCUCUGAAGCCGGAGCAUUCAUGGGUAUAUUGGCGUGAUGUUGAUAUUGAAGAGGCGCCCAAAAAGAUAUUGGAGGACUUCAUCGCUCACGACAGAGAUAUUCUUGUACCCAACAUUUGGUUCCAUAGAUUCGAGAAGGGGGUUGAUAUUGAGGGUCGAUUCGACUACAACUCGUGGAUAGAGUCGGACAAGGGUCGAAAAUUGGCCAAUAGUCUGCCAAAAGACACCAUCAUUGUAGAAGGCUACAAAGAGUUCGAUACGGGGCGUGAAUAUAUGUGCAGAAUGGGCGAUUGGCGGGAGAACAAGGACGUUGAACUUCAGCUCGAUGGUAUUGGCGGUGUCAACAUUCUCGUCAAGGCAGAUGUUCAUCGAUCAGGCAUCAACUUUCCAGCUUACGCUUUUGAGAACCAGGCCGAGACCGAAGGUUUUGCCAAGAUGGCCAAACGAGCCGGCUACCAAGUUAUCGGCCUUCCCAACUACAUUGUCUGGCACUAUGAUACACAAGAAAAGGGUGGCAACCUGUAA